GGCCUCUUUGUCCAAUAGGACGACUUCCUUGAACAGCCAAUCAUAAGCGUCUUUCUCGAAUCUUCUGCAUUAAGUAUUGAACGUGACUGGAGAAAAAAUCUCUCCCUCCUUCUUUUUUCUUUAUGCCAACUAUUAAAAAACAACGUAACUAUAGAAAAAAACAAGUUGAUUCUGAUGAUGAAUCGACCGUUGCUGUUGAAUCGCCUAAAGAAGUCAGUGCUACCAUUGAAGAAUUAAACGAGUUACGCAAACUACGACGUAAACCCGUUGGAUUAGAUGCAGAGAAGUUAUUAAAAGGAAUCAAGCGAAAAAAGAAGAAGGCGACAGUUGAUCCUAACGCUUGGAGUUUAAAGGCGGGUGGAUUAAUCGAUCCUGAUUCCUAUAGAGCUAAAUUAGAUGAUGAUGAAUCUGCUAGUACGGCCAAAAAACUUAAAUUAGACGCUUUUGCUACAGCAACAAACAUACUGGAUGUGGAUAAGCACAUGAUGGCUUAUAUUGAAGAUGAAAUGAAGAAAAGAAGAGGAGGCAAUCCCGAUCCUCGAGAUGAUGAAGAGGAAGAAGUUGUAGAUGCUGGCCUUGUUGAUAUUUAUGAAGCAUUGUAUCAACUUCCAGAUAGGCUCAAAGCAGGCAAAAAAGUGGAACAAGAAGGCAAUGUGCAAGUGUCGACACAAAUGUUGACCGCUAUUCCAGAAGUAGAUUUAGGGAUUGAUACUCGACUACAGAAUAUUGAAGACACUGAAAAAGCAAAAAGAAAACUUAUUGACGAUACAGAAAAAGAAAAAAGCGAACCACAUUCAAAAGAAGAUUUUCAUGUGCCUGCUAACUUCGAGAAACAAAUACCAAAGCAAUAUAAGCCUAGACUAGAUCACAAACUGAUGGCUACAGAUGAUCAAGCUGUUGCCAAAUUUAAAAAGAGAAUGAGAAAAUAAACAUAGUUGAUCAAAGUGACAGUAACAAGAUGAUAGCAGCUUUCAAAGCAAAAAGGAACUCAAUCGUAGCCAAUCAAUAGGUUUUUGUCCCUUUCAUUUCUUUUCUAUUCCAUUUGUUGGCACGCUUAUUACACUCUAUAAGUUGAGAAUCCCUGCUACUGCUACGACUCUCAAAUGACAAGAUUUAUCGUGUACUUUAUUUUAUACUUUAUGUAAUAUGACAUUGCUUAUAUUCUUGCUCAAGAUAUUUAAUACUUCUUUUCUUUAAAUACACAAAAAAAAAAGUCAUUCAAAGAGUGAAUUAACGCUUUAUUAUC
Molecule: messenger RNA, 1246 nt
Organism: Gilbertella persicaria
Lineage: Eukaryota; Fungi; Mucoromycota; Mucoromycetes; Mucorales; Choanephoraceae
Product: hepatocellular carcinoma-associated antigen 59-domain-containing protein
Exons: 5
Coding region: 123-929 (268 amino acids)
Biological process (GO): mRNA splicing, via spliceosome
Cellular component (GO): spliceosomal complex
Source: RefSeq, a predicted model, not a curated record